Messenger RNA from Drosophila mauritiana, 339 nucleotides. RefSeq lists its product as uncharacterized. The record is from RefSeq and is a predicted model, not a curated record. The transcript has a single exon. NCBI's taxonomy places the organism in Eukaryota, Metazoa, Arthropoda, Insecta, Diptera, Drosophilidae.
AUGAUCCGAAAACAAUUUAAGCUUUUAUUUGUUUUUGAUGCCACCACAACAAGUAAUCAGGAGCCGCCAACCUGUCUUCCAAAUGGUAGCAAAUCAAAUUGGCCAACAGCAAAGCAGGGCUUACCUGCCUGGACCGACCUGGAGCGUGGAGCUAAGUGCAAUGAGCAUACAUCAUGACCUGAAGUUGCAUUUGGACACUGGCCGAGUACGAGUGCAAUUGAUGGAUCACCGAAAACCGACUGCCCGCAAUCGUUGCUGCUGCAGUUGCUGCAGCAGUUGCUGUUUGUGCUGCGGCAGUUACUGCAGCACUUGCAGUGGGACCCGCGCCAAAUGAGUUGA